CGCCCGCCCAGCUGCCGCCACCGGUUCGCGGGUGCAGCGCGAUGCCCUGGAGCCCGGCCCCAGGCCCGGCCCCCGACCCGCCGCGGGAGUAGCCUCGGCGCGAGCGCGCAGCCGCCGACCUCGCCCCGGAGCCGCGAUGGGCAACACGGUGCACAGGACCUUGCCAGACCCCGGCCCCCCGGCGCGCAUGCUGGCCACCCGGCCGUGCUGCGGCCCCGGCCCCGAGCGGCGCGCGGUCCUGGGCGAGGCGCCGCGCUUCCACGCGCAGGCCAAGGGCAAGAACGUGCGGCUGGACGGCCACUCGCGCCGGGCCACGCGGCGCAACAGCUUCUGCAACGGCGUCACCUUCACGCAGCGGCCCAUCCGGCUGUACGAGCAGGUGCGGCUGCGCCUGGUGGCCGUGCGCCCGGGCUGGAGCGGCGCGCUGCGCUUCGGCUUCACCGCGCACGACCCGUCGCUCAUGAGCGCCCAGGACAUCCCCAAGUACGCCUGCCCCGACCUGGUCACGCGGCCCGGCUACUGGGCCAAGGCGCUGCCCGAGAACCUGGCGCUGCGCGACACCGUGCUGGCCUACUGGGCUGACCGCCACGGCCGUGUCUUCUACAGCGUCAACGACGGCGAGCCCGUGCUGUUCCACUGCGGCGUGGCCGUGGGCGGCCCACUCUGGGCGCUCAUCGACGUCUACGGCAUCACCGACGAGGUGCAGCUGCUCGAGAGCGCCUUCGCGGACACGCUGUCGCCGGCGCGCCUGGGCCAGGCCCGCUUCAGCGCCUGCCUGCCACCCAGCAGCCACGACGCGGCCAACUUCGACAACAACGAGCUGGAGAACAGCCAGGUGGUGGCCAAGCUGGGCCACCUGGCGCUGGGCCGCCCGCCGCCCGCCGACGCCGCGGCCGCCAUCCCGUGCGGGCCCCGCGACCGCCCGCGGCCCGCGUCGUCGCCGGCGCUGCUGGAGGCCGACCUGCGCUUCCACGCGACGCGCGGGCCCGACGUGAGCCUCUCGGCCGACCGCAGGGUGGCCUGCGCGCCGCGGCCCGACGGCGGCCGCACGCUGGUCUUCUCGGAGCGCCCGCUGCGGCCGGGCGAGAGCCUGCUGGUGGAGGUGGGCCGCCCGGGGCUGGCGGCGCCCGGCGCGCUGGCCUUCGGUAUCACCUCGUGCGACCCGGGCGCGCUGCGGCCCGCGGAGCUGCCCGCCGACCCCGACGCGCUGCUGGACCGCAAGGAGUACUGGGUGGUGGCGCGCGCCGGGCCGGUGCCCAGCGGCGGCGACGCGCUCAGCUUCACGCUGCGGCCCGGCGGCGACGUGCUGCUGGGCGUCAAUGGGCGCGCGCGCGGCCGCCUGCUGUGCGUGGACACCUCGCAGCCGCUCUGGGCCUUCUUCGCCGUGCGCGGCGGCGCCGCCGGCCAGCUGCGCCUGCUCGGUACCCUGCAGUCCAGCCCUGCGACCACGACUCCCUCAGGGUCCUUCAGCGGCUCCCAGGACGACAGUGAUUCAGACGUGACCUUCAGUGUCAACCAGUCCUCCUCGUCAGAGUCGUCCCUGGUGACGGCCCCCAGCUCCCCGCUGAGUCCCCCGGUGUCCCCAGGGCUCUCCCCGCCUGAGCUGGUGGGCAGCAGGAACGGCGAGUGCACGGUGUGCUUCGACGGCGAGGUGGACACGGUCAUCUACACGUGUGGACACAUGUGCCUGUGUCACGGCUGUGGCCUGCGGCUCAAGCGGCAGAGCCGGGCCUGCUGCCCCAUCUGCCGGCGGCCCAUCAAGGACGUCAUCAAGAUCUACAGGCCCUAGCGCCAGCCCUGGCCAGCGCGUCACCUUCCGGCAGCCCCACUGGGCUGGGCAGCCCCCAGGGCCACAGAGUCUGAGGGCAGCAGCCCACUCUCGCCUGCACUCUCCGGCGGCGGGCAGGGCGCGGAGGCCCGGGGGUCCCAGCCAGGACAGGCGGGCGUUGCUUCCAGCUCAGAAGUGCUUUGCCUGCAAAGGCCGUCCCAAGAGCGAGCUCAGGAACUGCCUGGCAGAGCUUUCAGCCGGGAAGCGGCGCCCUCUGACUGUGCAAUGCUUCUUUCUGGGGAUGGAUG
This is a messenger RNA of Sciurus carolinensis (gray squirrel), 2076 nucleotides long. RefSeq names its product neuralized E3 ubiquitin protein ligase 1B (gene Neurl1b). The transcript is spliced from 5 exons. Gene Ontology annotation, biological process: ubiquitin-dependent endocytosis. Bases 137 to 1789 code for a protein of 550 amino acids. NCBI's taxonomy places the organism in Eukaryota, Metazoa, Chordata, Mammalia, Rodentia, Sciuridae. Gene Ontology annotation, molecular function: ubiquitin protein ligase activity. Gene Ontology annotation, cellular component: early endosome. The record is from RefSeq and is a predicted model, not a curated record.